GGCUUUAGUGUAAUAUUCCUAGAGGGAAUUUUCCGUGGCUAAAUAGUCCCAAGUUUCCUUCUAUAAAUUCCCCCUCACCCCUACCUAGCUUUCUUCACUCAGCUGCUUCACAUUUUCUAUCUUUUGGUUGCUUUUCCUCUCCAAGGAUCAACUUUCAUGAAAAUGGCUCUUGCUGGAGUUUUCUUUGUGGGUUUGCUGGCAAUGGUCUCUUUUGUCAAUGGCUAUGGCGGCGGCUGGACUAAUGCUCAUGCAACCUUUUACGGCGGUGGUGAUGCUUCUGGCACAAUGGGUGGUGCUUGUGGCUAUGGGAACCUUUACAGCCAAGGGUAUGGGACAAACACUGCAGCAUUGAGCACUGCUCUGUUUAACAAUGGGUUGAGUUGUGGGUCUUGCUAUGAGAUUAGGUGUGUGAAUGAUCCCAAGUGGUGCCUACCUGGUUCAAUUGUGGUCACAGCCACCAAUUUCUGCCCACCAAACAAUGCUCUGCCCAACAAUGCAGGAGGGUGGUGCAAUCCUCCUCAGCAGCACUUUGAUCUAUCUCAGCCUGUCUUCCAGCACAUUGCUCAAUAUAGAGCUGGAAUUGUUCCUGUGGCCUACAGAAGGGUAUCCUGUAGGAGGAGAGGAGGGAUAAGAUUCACAAUCAAUGGUCACUCAUACUUCAACCUAGUUUUAAUCACCAACGUUGGAGGUGCUGGUGAUGUGCAUGCUGUAGCAAUCAAAGGGUCCAGAACUGGUUGGCAACCAAUGUCAAGAAACUGGGGCCAAAACUGGCAGAGCAACACUCUUCUCAACGGACAAAGCCUCUCAUUUAAGGUCACCACCAGCGACGGCCGUAGUGUUGUGUCCUACAAUGUUGCUCCUCCUAACUGGUCAUUUGGCCAGACCUUCUCCGGUGCCCAAUUUCGCUAGGGGCUUUAAUUUCAAUUAUAAUAUACUUGGGGGUCUCAAAAGUAAUUAGUGUAACUUUAGGGUAUAAAAUAUAAUUAUAUAAUUUUAUAAUACUGUCUUGGGUCAAAAUGGGUAUUAGGGCUCUAUUUUAAGUUGCCCUUAACUCAUUUUGAGGUGACUUUUGGAGGGGUGGUGUCCUAAACUUGGAGGGACCUUUCUUAGUGUUGGGGUCUUCUUAUUUUUAAUUCUGCUGUAAAAAGGCAGGAGAUGGCUGAGGUGGACUCUUACCACCCGCCACUAGCAUUUUUAUUUUUAUUUUUAUUUUUAUUUUUUUCACUAUUAGAAGUUUUAUUUUUUGGGCAUUAAUGUAAGAUUAUUGUAAUUUGUAAUCAACUUUGGGUUGAAUCAUGCCCUGAGUUGCUAUUUCUAAAGUGUAAAAUUUCCAAUUUCUGCUGGUAAUGAAAGUGAAAAAAAAAAAUAUUAUAUAGAAAA
Molecule: messenger RNA, 1380 nt
Organism: Manihot esculenta (cassava)
Lineage: Eukaryota; Viridiplantae; Streptophyta; Magnoliopsida; Malpighiales; Euphorbiaceae
Product: expansin-A1
Exons: 4
Coding region: 157-909 (250 amino acids)
Biological process (GO): plant-type cell wall organization
Cellular component (GO): extracellular region
Source: RefSeq, a predicted model, not a curated record